Magnolia sinica is the source of this 2031-nucleotide messenger RNA. RefSeq names its product L10-interacting MYB domain-containing protein-like. The record is from RefSeq and is a predicted model, not a curated record. The transcript has 4 exons. The coding region runs from base 955 to 1869 and encodes 304 amino acids. Lineage: Eukaryota; Viridiplantae; Streptophyta; Magnoliopsida; Magnoliales; Magnoliaceae.
CUCUACCAUGCAAUAAAUGCUCUCCAAAUCCAUUGAUUUGUAGUUGGAUUCCCUAACAGUGGACUUUGAAAUUUGCCAAAUUGAAAUCCAAUGCAAAUUCAUUUCAAAUCUAUGAAUUUGACAAGUUGAUGGAUUUACCAAAUUCCUAUUCUCAUUUCCUUGUUCCCAAAUAGGGCCUUAUGAAAUCCUUAGGAAAUGGAAAAUGAUGGAAUCCGAUUGUUUUAAUUAUUUUAUUUUUAUUUUUAUAUAAGAAAAGCUAGGAAAAGGAAAUUGUUUCUCAAAUGGUGGAAAUUGUCUUAUUAGGAGAAUUCAUAUUUUUAUUCAGAGGUAUCCACCUUCCCGAACAGGCCCCUAUCCGAACCGAAAUCAAGUUGCAACUACUUCUGGUUUGGAUCUCAGCCUUUGUGCAGCGUUAUCUUGCCUUUGCCCACCUCUCCAAAAUUUGCAUGAGGAGGCUACUGAUUGAAAGAACAGGAAAUAAAUGAAAAUUCCACACAAUUAUUAGACAGCCACUCAUUUCGAGCUUGGGGUGGGAGCAUUGGCUUCCAUGGCUGAACUUUUGACUCUCCUUCUGCCCAUUAACAGUACUAUACAAAAUUCGGCCAGAGCACUGUAUACCUCUGGCCUUGUGCUUCGUUUCUGUAUAUAGACUCAGAGCACUGAUACCUUUGAAUAAUGAAACUGGUGAACCUCAAUAUAUGAAAAUUUAUGAACAUUAGUGAUUGGAGUGAAGUUGUAGCAAGGUAGCCGUACCGGAAGGUGCAGCUGGAUUGCCCCAUUUCCAAGGAGAGCUAAUGCUUGUUGGGUAUUUUGAUCGGACACUGCUUCACACCCCAAAAAAUGCAAGCUACAUCUGUGUUAAGCUUGGAUAUGGAAGUCCUCUUGCAUUUUUCAACAGUGAAGUAAGACCAAGCUAAUGAGCUUAUUAUCCUAGGUUGGAAAAAGAAAUACAAGAUGUCUACUCUGCCUUGUGAUUCCCAAGAACGUGCGAAAGCCGGGUGGACACCUGCAGGUGAUGCUUUCCUCAUCGAGCUAUUGAUUGAACAAGAACGGCAAGGGAACCGAGGUGAGAAUGGAUUCGAGAAGGCAGCAUGGAAGGCAAUAAGUGACAUUUUCAAUCAGAAGCAUGGUCUGCAAUUUAGCCAGCAGCAGUUGAAAAGCCAUUUUAAUAUUCUCAAGAAACAGUAUCUCACUGUGACGGCGCUACUCGACCAAAAUGGAUUCAGUUGGGAUGAUACCUUGCAUACUGUGACUGCCACGGAAAACGUGUGGGAUCAAUAUAUCAUGGCACACCCCGAUGCAAAAAAGUUCAGAGGGAAUAGCCUACCUGUGUAUCGCGAGCUAUGCAAAAUAUUUGGAAGUUCAUUUGCUGAAGGUAGAAAACAACUUUCGACUGUUCAUCUCAAUCUCUCAGAUGGUGCAACCAUAGAGGGUGCCGCCACCCCAGUGACGGCCCGCGCCACAACGAUUUUGCCUAUCGUUCAUCGGGGCAAUCUUGAAUCUGGUUCAAGCUCGGGGAAAGAGAAUCCUUCAGGUGAUAGUGAACGCGACCAGCAUCAGUCCGCCAUGCUGGGAACUACACGGAGAAGGAAAAGGAUGCGGGUGAAUGUUGGUGAUCGGAUAUUGGAUUGUAUGGAAAGCCUGAUCUUGCAAUCUGAGCAGCUAAAUGCUCCGGGAGGAGCAUCAACUUUGAAGGAAGACUCCUACUACAAGUGCCUAGUGGAACUUCAGGAGCUGGAAGGAUUGGAACAUAACGAGAUUUUGCAGGCAGUAGAGGUUCUUAAGGAUGACCUGAAUAGGGUUGCAUUUAGGGCAUUGAAAGGGGAUAUACGCUUGAAGUGGUUGAAAGUGCAAUGUCGCGUGCAGUAGCUAGACGAAAAUUUUCUUAAAGGGUACGUAUAAUGAGAUUUCAUGAUAUUUGGGUGCAGCCAAACACACCCAAAAAGACUGUUUCUUGUUAUAGAUAAACAAAAUUUAGGACUUUUAAGACUAUAUAAUCUUCAUGGUUAUACAAUGCUUUUUUGUGUAGAA